Messenger RNA from Musa acuminata subsp. malaccensis (wild Malaysian banana), 1482 nucleotides. RefSeq names its product alpha/beta hydrolase domain-containing protein WAV2. NCBI's taxonomy places the organism in Eukaryota, Viridiplantae, Streptophyta, Magnoliopsida, Zingiberales, Musaceae. The record is from RefSeq and is a predicted model, not a curated record. Gene Ontology annotation, molecular function: serine-type peptidase activity; palmitoyl-(protein) hydrolase activity. Gene Ontology annotation, biological process: proteolysis. Gene Ontology annotation, cellular component: membrane.
CCAGAGCCGGUGCCUCCGCACGUGCGACAUCCUUGUUCCCUAGCGCUCUCGCCAAAGCCGGAGCCCUUCGUACCCGGAGGCGGGAGCAGUCUUGGAUUGCCGACCACCCGUUCGACGGAGAUCUCCGGCGGCGGCGAUGGUAUCGUUCCUGAAGGCUCUGGUGUACGGCGCGGGGGGCUUGGUUGUGGUGGGGAUGGUGGCGCUGGUGACGUUCCAGGAGCGGCUGGUGUACGUCCCCGUGCUCCCCGGGCUCGCCCGUGCCUACCCCAUCACCCCAGCCCGCCUCCGCCUCGACUAUGAGGACGUCUUUCUCCGGGCCGCGGACGGCGUCCGCCUCCACGCCUGGUUCGUCAAGCACUCCCCCCCGAAACCAGGUCCAACAGUACUUUUCUUCCAAGAAAAUGCUGGCAAUAUUGCUCACCGGCUUGAAUUUGUCCGGAUAAUGAUGCAGAGACUGCAGUGCAAUGUAUUCAUGCUUUCAUAUAGAGGGUACGGGGAAAGUGAUGGUCACCCAUCACAGCAUGGCAUCAUAAUGGAUGCUCAGGCAGCAUUAGAUCAUCUAACACAGAGAAAAGAUAUUGACACAUCAAGAAUAGUUGUCUUUGGGAGAUCUUUAGGAGGUGCAGUUGGUGCAAUGCUUGCAAGAAAUAAUUCUGACAAGGUUUCUGCUCUCAUAUUGGAGAAUACUUUCACUUCCAUCUUGGACAUGGCCGCGAUUAUGUUUCCUUUCCUCAAAUGGUUUAUUGGUGGCAGUGGAUCGAAAAGUCCAAAGGUUCUCAAUUGUAUUGUACGCUCACCAUGGAGCACAAUAGAUAUCAUUGACAAGAUUGAACAACCUAUUAUAUUCCUGUCCGGCUUGCAAGAUGAGUUGGUUCCCCCUUCACACAUGCAGAUGCUGUAUGCUAAAGCUAUAGAAAAUAACAGGGACUGCAGAUUUGUGGAUUUUCCAAACGGCACACAUAUGGAUACAUGGUUCAACGGUGGUGAACGAUACUGGAGAACAAUCCAGUUGUUCCUGGAUCAGUAUAUUCCGGAGAUUAAGGAGUGCAACGUGAACUGUGAAGUUGAUGAUAAGGAUGAGGCAGCAGGAUGAUCGAUUGAUUACAUUCUGUAGCAAAAAGAGCAUGCAAAUAAUGUCUCAGAUGCUCCAGCAAUUAUCUUUUAAUGGGACCCUCAAUCUGUCUCUUUAUGCAGUUCAUCAAGGGGAUUUAGCUAGUUUUUUGUGCACUGCUGCCCAGAAGAUGCCGAAGUUGUGACUCCAAAUGAUCCUCUCCUGCAUAAAUACUGACACUUUGUUUAUAUGAAAUAAGGUUGAAAUGUUGAUUUCCGCUGAGGCGAACAUCAUACUCUGUAUUUUUGAACUCAAAUCACUAGAUAGUCCAAAGAUUUGCUCAAUUGUUCUUGUCUUUCUUAUUAAUGUAUUUUUGGACUCAAACAUACAGAUUUUCUAAUCGGAAGAAGAAGAUUGUUUGCUGUUGCUUC